Molecule: messenger RNA, 1548 nt
Organism: Dracunculus medinensis (Guinea worm)
Lineage: Eukaryota; Metazoa; Nematoda; Chromadorea; Rhabditida; Dracunculidae
Source: the annotation of a GenBank genome assembly
GCAUCACCAAGUCAACAAAAACAGCAACAGCAACAACAACAACAACAAUUUUGUACAUUAUCAACAUCGUCAUCAUCAACAGAAGCGACACGACAAUCACGUACGGAAAGUGAAAUAAAAGCAGCAAAAAUACGUGAAGCACUCGAGAAAAUGCGUGAAGCAGAUAUUAAAAAAUUAUACGUGAAAUUUUUUCUUGAUGAUGGUGCAUCAACGAUUUCGUUACUCGUCGAUGAACGUUGGACAGUUGCUGAAAUUUUACGACAUAUCGCUAGCAAGCAAAAAAUUCCCUUAACUGAGCAACACGCGAUUGUUGAAGAAUAUCCUGAACUUUAUAUUACUCGAAUAUAUGAAGAUCAUGAAUAUCUCGUGGAAAACAUAAUGAUGUGGGUAUUAAAUUCACCAAAUAAGCUUUAUUUUACGCGACGUCCUGACAAAUACGUUUUUAUCGAACGUCCUGCAGAAUUUUUGGUUUCCGAGCGCAAUAUUGAUGUUUUAUCUCAAGGACCACCAUCACCAGACACUAAGCGACAAAUUGUUAAGGAUUUCUUCGAGAACGAUCAUGUGGAACCACCUGAAAUGGAAGGAUGGCUAAUGCUGAAAUCCGAUGGACGAAAAUCGUGGAAAAAAUAUUUCUUUAUUUUGCGAUCGUCCGGUUUAUAUUAUUCGAGUAAAGGCAAAAGUCGUAAUUCGAAAGAUUUACAAUGUUUAAUGAACAUGCAAACGAAUCAAGUUUAUGUGUGUUCGGAAUGGAAACGCAAAUAUAAAGCGCCAACGAAUUUCGGCUUCGCUAUUAAGCAUCCAAAAAUUCAAGUAAAAGCAUCGAAAUACAUUAAAUAUGUUUGCGCAAACGAUGCGAUCACAUUUCACAAAUGGAUGGCUGCUCUUCGAAUUGCUAAGAAUGGUCGACAAUUGUACGAUAAUUACUUAGCAGCAAAAAAAUUUAUGGAAUGUAUUACAACUCAACCGGUGAAAGUAGAUAUUCCGCAAAUAAAUGCCAGUGCGACAAUGAAUUAUGAUCGAUUUUCCACGAUAUCUGCGCAAAGGAAUGGCCAUCAGGAUCCACCUUCCUUCUUAAAUCUGAAUCGUGAAAUAAUACCAGAAAGAGUAAAUAAAAUAUCACCUUGUGCGAAUUCAACUUCUGAUGCGUGCUGUUCGAAUCACAGCAGUAUUGUUUUUGAUCAGUGCGAUGAAUUGUUAACGGGAACCAUAAAGCGAGCUCCAUGCGAUUUCUUAUCACAGUGUAGACGGCAGUCGUCACAUUAUGAUCGGUAUAGCUCUAGUGGAGGCACUGGAUCUCCAACGGUUCAAAGUAUUGGCGAUGCGGCUGAUUCAGAUAGCGAUGAAGAGCAGUUUCCACCUCCGCCACCUAUGGCUACAACACCAGAAACAAACCUUGUCCAAUCAACACAAAAGAUAAAAAAAGUACCACCACCUCCACCACCAAAGCGCGCUGAUACAACACGUUUACACACGGCGAAUAUUGAUGCUUUACAUAACGAGUUGGAAAUUGCAAUGGCACGAAGUAAAGGAUUUUGCGAUGUGUUUUAA